Molecule: messenger RNA, 1410 nt
Organism: Nicotiana tabacum (common tobacco)
Lineage: Eukaryota; Viridiplantae; Streptophyta; Magnoliopsida; Solanales; Solanaceae
Source: RefSeq, a predicted model, not a curated record
AUGGGGGGAGUCAUUAAUAAAGGGGACCCUUCGCCGGCGACGAAUCACCGUCCCUAUCCCUCUCUCAUCGUCAACCCUUCCACCUCCGACUCCACACUUUCAUCCAUACUCAAAACCCUAACGCUGUCUCUCAAAAACCCUAAUACGAAUCCUUUUUUCAGCCACCACAUUCUCCGCCUCUUCUCUCUACUUUUCCAUCACCGUCCACACCUCCCUCACAACCUCAUCUCCACCGUCUGUGAAUUCUCUCUCCUCUCUUCAACUUCCACGCGCUCACUCGCCGAUGCCCUCGCGUGUCUCUCCAUCUCAGAUAUCAACGUCAACGAUGAAUCGACAUUCUUCUCCCUCGUUCUUCGUCCCUGUAUUUCUGUUCGCCAUUGGUUGCUUUUGAAUGCGAGUAAAUUUGACAUACGACCGUCGGUUUUGCUUACGGUUCUGCUAGGAUUUACGAAGGACCCCUAUCCGUACAUUCGUGGUGUUGCUUUGGAUGGAUUAGCUGAUUUGUGCAAGUGCAUUAUUGUCGAAGAUGAAAGUCUCAUCCACGGUUGCUAUCUUCGAGCUUUUGAGCUUCUGUUUGACUCCGAGGACUCAGUGCGAUGCUCUGCUGUUCGUGCAGUUAGUGCAUGCGGGCAGUUAAUUGUGGCAUCUAAACGAGAGAGAAGUAAAAGGGACUGGUCUGAUGCAUUAUUUCUGCAGCUAUGUUCAAUGGUGCGAGACAUGAGUGUCAAGGUCAGGAUUGAAGUUUUUAUUGCCCUAGGAAAGAUUGAAAUUGUUUCGGAAUAUAUUCUGUUACAAACGCUCUCUAAGAAAGCUUCAUCUGCAACAAAAGAAAUGAAGUUUCCUGGCCAGUACACUAAGAAAAUUUCAGGAUACCAGCAUCAAGUGCUAGUUUUGCUUUUCUACAUGGGCUGGAGGAUGAAUUUAGUGAGGUAAGAGAAUCUGCUUGCCGAGCUUUGCAAACAUUGGCUAUCCUUUCUGCUGAUUUUUCUAAUGAGGUUGUGACUUUUUAAUGGACGUACUUAAUGAUGAUUCAACGGCUGUAAGAUUACAAGCUUUAGAUACUAUGCAUCAUAUGGCGAUGGGUGGCCAUCUAAAGGUGCAACAAGCGAAUCUGCAUAUGGUAAAUCUUUGAUCCAUCUUGAGGCGUUUGUUUGAUUGAUCCUUGUUGGGAGACAGGCAAGUGUGAAUACUUUGUCUGCAUCUCAUUCAAAUUUUGCACCUGGACCGCAUGUUGCUAUAUUGCUGCAUUUAGUGUUUGUUUGUCAGCGUGAUUGAACAUAGUGCAACUUUAGCAGUUGUGGAAUAAACUGGUUAAAAAUAACAUCAUUACAUCUUGAUAAUUGAGACUGCAAUGCUGGUCAAGUCUUGAUUUAUCCCUUUCUAAUAUAGCUAUGCUUGCUUAAACAUCAA